Brassica rapa (field mustard) is the source of this 3198-nucleotide messenger RNA. RefSeq lists its product as uncharacterized. NCBI's taxonomy places the organism in Eukaryota, Viridiplantae, Streptophyta, Magnoliopsida, Brassicales, Brassicaceae. The record is from RefSeq and is a predicted model, not a curated record.
CAUAAAUAAAUGCUAAAAGUAUUUAUGUCAAAAUAAUACGUAAUGCUGAAAAUAUUUAUAACCAUAAAAAUAUUCAGUUUUUUUAAUAUAAAUUCUCAAAAUAAUAUAUGUGAUGCAGAUAUUAUACCAAUCCUUAAUAUUUUCUUAUAAUUAAUGGUAGCCUAGUAUCUAAUUAUUCCCAAUAAAGAAAAAAAAUAAAAUAAAAAACUACACUUGGUCUACAAUUUAGUUUUGCAGAUUCCAUAUCGAUCAAUUAAAAGAAUCAAUCUAAUGAUUCCAAAACUAAAAUUGACAAUAAAUCGCUGGAUAUUUCAACAUGCGACCUUAGCUCAGUUGGUAGAGCGGAAGACUGUAGUCUGUGACAGCAUAUCUUUAGGUCGCUGGUUCGAUUCCGGCAGGUCGGAUUUUUUUGUGUUUUGCUUCUUCUUUAAAAGACGCAUUGGAUCAAGAAACGGCGUGGUGUUCUCCUUUGAAAGAUACAGACGGUAUGGCCGAGCUAUUUUUAAUUUGUAUGUAUAAAGAUUAAGUGGAACUUCUCUACGUUCUAAGAAUUUCCUCACGCAGGCUUUACUGCCACACUUGGGGUUUGGACACGAUGCAACAUAACAUCAUGCUUGGUCCAGCCCAUUCCUUUCUUCUUUCUUUUGCUCCACUCGACGUGGCCCAAUUUUUACUAACCAAAGGCAAAUCAUUUUCCAUUUUCGUUUUCAUCUUUGCGCAAACUAUUUUCACAUAAGACUGAGUCAGCCAUUUACGUAUAUGAUGGAGUGUGGAAGUACAAAUAAACAUGUAACAUUAGUGUGAAAUUAAUUCAACAAUAAACAUGUAAGAUCAAGUGGUUGCAAUCAAUUCAGCCAUCUUAAUGAACUGUUUGAUUAUGUUCAACUUUUUUUUUGCGGAAUGAUGAUUUCUCUUUAAAAGCAAUCCUAACUGUCCAAAGCAUCAACAUACAUAUAGCUUAUGGUAUUUGAAAGCGAUCCUAGCUACACAAUAAUAUUCAUUACAUAAAAUGAAAAUCUAAUUACAGCCAGAUUUUUUUUUUUUUUGUGGAAUGGCGAGUUUUCUUUGGCUCACAGACCUCUUAGUUAUAGAAGGAAGAGAUUAAGGAAUGAAUUUUCAAAUUCAUUUAAAACAUUUAAAAUGUUACAAACCUUAUUACAAACAUGUAAAAUGUACAUGGAUGAUAAAAAGUUCUCAACUGUAUACAAUGAUAUAAUCCUUCAUGCAGAUACUUGUUGCCAAAACAUGGAUGAUAAAAGUUCUCAACCAUACUAUGUUUAAUUCGUUUGAAAAACCUAUAUAUAAUGAUGCAGACACUUGGGGGAGAAAGUAAUCAAUCUUAUCCCAACAUAAUUAAUACUUAGAAAACACAUUAGGUGUGUUAGAGAUAGAAGUUUCAACUUUUGGAGAAACAGGUUCCGUAAUCUCAGAGUUUCCAUUCAAGUUUCAAAUAUUAAUUCAUUUUAUUAAACAAUAAAACAUGAGUGCCGUAUGAAAAAGUGUUGUACCAUUUUUCAACAUGUACAUUAAAUGGUUUUCUACGAUCAACAAUAUGAAGUUUUGGCAUACCUGGCUGGAGCCGUUUAUCACCGAAAUUUAUUUAAGUAUAUGCAUUAAUAAAUGCAAUUUUCGUUGGUGAAAUGAGAAGAAAACAAAUAUAUUGUUCAUAUAAAAAACGAAAAUAAUUGAAGUUUGAGGAGGUGAGGUUUUGUCAUGCAUGACCCAUCCUCUCAUCUUUCUGAGAAUGGACAAUGACAAACUCAACAUCCAACUGUUUUAUUCACGUGUCAGCUACUCACACCUUCUUCAUGAUACAAAUCCUUUGCCACUAAGGAAAAUAAUAAUUGCAUAAAUAUGAAGAGAGUUCGUACUUAGGUACCCUUUGUAAUUUUCAAACUUGUACAACUUUACUAUAUAUAUAUAUAUUUUUCUUUUUGAGAACUAUAAAUAAAAUAAUUUUAUGCUACAAUGUUAGUAUAAGUUUAUUCACACAAAAGUACUUUCUAAAUAACGUAGAUGAAAAUAUACUAAAACACAUUAAUGUAGUUGAGAAGUUUAGACACAUAAGUUAGAUAACAGUUUUAUACCUUCAUCUCUUUUCAUAAUCUAGUAAAAAAAUUAAAAAUAAAAUUUUAGUCAUAACGUAGGAUUAGUUUAUUUACUAAUAAUAGAUGUUAUACCAUUUUUUGCAUAUAAACUAUUAGUUUAUUUGAUCUAAAUUUCUUUUAGUUUUUUUUGGUGAAGAACAUGUUCUUUAUUGAGGGCUGUACGUGUAUAUGGUCCAAUCUCUCAAUUUUUUUACUUUCUGAACUCCCCACACGAGUAUUCGAUUUAACUUUCAAUAAUUAAUUACUCGUCCUAUAUUUCAUUAUUUAUUUUUUUGGUGCAAGCUCUUAGCUCUAUUUUGUAUAUUUCAUUAUUUAUAAGCUCAAAAGUUCCACAACACCAUAACACCAUAAAACUCCAAAUCCACCACAACUCCAAAAGGAAAAAGAAAAAAUAGUUCCGCAACACCAUAAAACCCAAAAACCGCCCACUUCUACCAUCAAAGAAAGACAACACAGAGAAACGUUCCUCUCUGAAACCAAUCGUGGCUGUAUCUAAAAGAGUUCUCAUUUGUGAUUCUUGAUUGGUCUAAACCUUAAUCAAGAAGAUAUGGUAUGUUUCUGUUUCUUGGUGGAUCAGAAGAGGAAAGUGAAGCGGAGCAAACCGGCGGCAGGAACUUGCUCACGGUGCGGCCAUGGCGCUAGCAUCGCCGACAUGAAGACGUCGACGAGAUUUUGUUUCGUUCCAAUUUACUGGAAAUCUUGGAGAGCCGUUGUUUGCAGUUUCUGUGGCUCUGUUCUUAAGUCCUACCGUUAAAAGAUUUUCCAGUUUAUCAACCACUAGAUUUUCAUUACAAUGUUUAACAUAAUUAUAAAAUAACAUAUAUAUAUGUAUGUGUGUGGGUAGUAUAGAGAUCAUAGGUUUUCUUUUGAAUAAAAUUCUACGAGUCUACAUGCAAGAGGAUUUUUUUGACAUGUUAAAACCUCUUGUAAUUAUUAAACGGAACUAUAUGGGUAGGGUCAUCGUAUAAAUAUAAUUAAUGAGUGUGAAAGUGAUUAGUGUUCUGAAUAUGAUUUUAAUAGUGUAAGAUGUUAUCUAAUUUGUAUAAUUGUUUUCUCGAUUAUUAUAACACAAGAGCUUUUUUUGUUGUUA